Lodderomyces theae is the source of this 369-nucleotide messenger RNA. RefSeq names its product mitochondrial 54S ribosomal protein mL49 (gene IMG2). Lineage: Eukaryota; Fungi; Ascomycota; Pichiomycetes; Serinales; Debaryomycetaceae. The transcript has a single exon. Gene Ontology annotation, molecular function: structural constituent of ribosome. Gene Ontology annotation, cellular component: mitochondrial large ribosomal subunit; ribosome. The record is from RefSeq and is a predicted model, not a curated record. The coding region runs from base 1 to 369 and encodes 122 amino acids. Gene Ontology annotation, biological process: translation.
AUGAGACCUACCCCCACAGCUUUGGCACUCCGAGUUAAGCUCCCCAAACCAGAACUCCCUAGAUAUGUAUUCCAGGACCUAAGUUCUGUGUCGUAUCGCGACUUGCCCAACAACGGAUUUGGGAUCAACAACUAUUACAUCACCAAGACGAAGUUUCAUCAUUGGCCAGUCUACAAGAAGAUCCAAAAUACCAAAAUAACGACAGAGAUAAAACGUAUUCAGGGAGAUUUGCAUAAAUUGAAACAGGACCUACUUGACGCUUAUCCUCAUUUUGAAAUAAACAUGAAUCAAAGUGCGGGAAUUUUGAAUAUCAAAGGAGAUGUGACUAAGGAAGUUAAUGAGCUUUUUGAUAGGCAAAUACACCUAUAG